Messenger RNA from Recurvomyces mirabilis, 1623 nucleotides. RefSeq lists its product as uncharacterized. The record is from RefSeq and is a predicted model, not a curated record. The transcript has a single exon. The coding region runs from base 1 to 1623 and encodes 540 amino acids. NCBI's taxonomy places the organism in Eukaryota, Fungi, Ascomycota, Dothideomycetes, Mycosphaerellales, Teratosphaeriaceae.
AUGCCGGCGUGGAAAGGGUGGGACGAGGCGGGUGUUCGGCAACCAAUGCCACAAAGUUCAGGUUUCACGCCGAUCAACGCGCCUGCUCCAACAGCAAGCGUGCCUGGAGGCAUAGUACGUGAUACAACUCAACAGACCCCGACGAUAAGGAACGUCGAGGCCGUCAGCUCGGCUGCCGGGCGAACGGCCGAUGCUCCAGGUGGAGAGAAAACGACCAAAAAGACCAGAAAGCGAGCAAGCACUGACACAAAAGCGACAACCUCGAAACGGCAGAAGACUGACGGACACAUUGAUGACACUCCUACUCUAGCAGAGGAUGCUCCAGUCAAAGUACUGAAGGAGGUAGCCAAAGCUUCAAAGCCGUCGUCUUCUCGUUCAAAGCAAGUGGCAAGUACCAAGACCAAGCGCAAUAAAGGAGCCCCCGAAGGUUCGGGCAGCAAUGCCACAGCACAGAUGCAGCCAGACAUCUCGCAGCUUGGUUAUGCUCCUGCAACGUCGAUGGAAAAAGUCCAGCAAUCGGCACCACUGACGUCCAUGAACGUACUAUCAGCUGCUCAGGGGUAUGGCACAACUCUUUACGACAGUCACUUUGGAACAAACACGCCGCUCGAGGGUCUCGACAUGCCUCGGCUAUUUCUCACGCCACGUACACAUCGAAGAAACAGCAAGAAGACUGCUUGUGCACCAAGACUAUCACCAGCCGAGGAAGAAGACGGGCUCGAUUUGCUGUUUGAGCAGAUAACAACAGAAUUUGACAGUGGAGCUCUUGCAGUCGACAAGGCAUACGCGGUUGCUAUCCCGGUCGUUAACUCUACACAACUGCCAACGCCGUGCAAUUCGGAUGAGCCCGCACCAACUAGCACUCGCAGACAGCCUGCCCGCAAGGUCAAGAAGCUAGCUCAGGAUGAGAUACAGACAGAGGAAGACUUCUUCAACAGCCACGCGUCGGACGAGGAGGGACCGGACAUUGAUCAUAUUCCUCCCCCAAGAAGCCCAGCACCACCAUCUCGCGAUCGCAAGCACAAUGCGCGAGAAGUCGAGCACGACGAAGAUUACGGAGGCGCACUACUGACCGAUGCUGAGAAGAAGAUCCUUCAUGAGUUGAAAGUGGCGCAGCAGAAUUCCGCGAAGACGAUCGUCCGAAAGCCAUUUCCCAAGCCUGUGCUCGACCGCUCACCGAUCUUCGGCGCCUCAAAUAGUGCUCUCCUGCGUACUUGCUUCCGCGUGGGCGAGGCUUUGAACGUGGGCUGCCAAGCUGUGCGGGAGAAUAAGACGGUCCUACUGGAGCUCUACGCACGCGUCAUGCAGUCGUGGCGUGAAGAAAAGCCAGGACGCCACCAGCACUUUGUCUUACACGAUCUAUACCACGAUAACCCUCCUCAUGUGAACGGGACGUUUGACUUGUGGGACCAAAGUCGGCUGUGGGAGCUUGAUAGCAAGGCUUUCCUUGUCGGAAGGUCCGAGGGCAUCAUGUGUCGGCUGAUAGGGAGGAUGAAGCCUGAUGGGCAGAAAUGGAAGCUUGAGAUCCUAAGUAUUUGGGAGGCGACGUGGGAGGAUGUCGAGAGCGUUGCCGGCAUCUGUGCGAGGCCUGGCGGGGAGCCGUGGUUAAAUGAGGCUGAAUGA